AUUAUCUAACACUCUUCCAUUACAACAAAAUUUCACUCAGACACUCAUAUCUCAGAUCCCUUCUUCUAAUCCUCUCACCUUUUUCCUUUUCUUUAUCCCCUUUCUCUUUUCAUUUUCUCUAUAAUUUAACACACAAACACAUUCAAACCUUAAAAAACAACAACAAUCUCCGUCACAAACUUUGUCUCCAUCACUCAUCGUGUCGGAGAUUUUGUUUUCGUCUUAGAUUUGAAAACAUGUAUUGGGAGAUCUAGUUGGUUUAAUCAACGAGUCGUGGAGAAGCUACGUUGUGGGUUAGUUACACUAAAACGGCAUCGUUUUGGGUUUUGUUUUGUUGGUAGUUUCUGAUUUCUGAUACUUUGUAAUUGGUCUUAGAAGUGAUUAUAAUCUGUGAAGUGUGUUGUUGUUGUUACUUGUUACGUUGUUAAGUGUUACAAAUGGAGACACUUGUUGUUGUAGCUCAGCAUAGAAAUCAAUACUAUAGCAGAUCUAAAACAAAAGGUCAUGCUCAAUUUGGUUCUGUUUCACCUAGACACUUUAGAGGAAUUAAUUGUAGAACUUUUCAAACUGGCUCUGGUAUUCUACCAACUCCAUUCAAAUCUUCUACUUUACUUUCACCUGAUAUUUCUUCAAAAACACCUUUAACUACUCCAAUUGCAAACUCUGAUAACAAGAUUUUUGACAAAGUUGCCCCAAGUAGUGCCCCGGUACCUAUGGAUGGAAAAGGUUGUAAAAAGGAGAGAACUUUUUGUCGUCCUAAUGGGAGUUUUUUGCUUUCAGAACUUUGGGCUGGACCUACUUACUCUAAUUCACCGCCGCCGAGUUCUUUGCCUAUUCCGAAAUUCUCUGUUAGACCGAAGAGGACUGUGUCUCUUGAUCUUCCUGGUUCUUGUUCACCUGAGAUUGAAAUGCGCAAGAUUGCUAACUCUGCGCCGUGUUCCCCUCGUAGGGAGGAUUCCCCUUUUGCUAGAGAUUUCCUUGUUAAUGCUGAUUCUGCGACUAAGACUCUUUGUCGCAUUCUCAAUCUUAACUUGGAUGAUGAUGAAUGAAACUCAAAGGAGCUAGUGGUUAUUGUAAAUAAAAUAAGUUUUUUUUUUUUAAUGAAGUUGGGUUAGUGUUAGAUUCAACGUGUAUAUAGAGUGGCCAAAUAAAGAUUAGGGUAUGAUUUUGGUUGGUUGAGUUUGUGUAGCUUUCAGUAGUAGUGUGGUGCACUUGACAAUGAUGAUUAGAGGCUGUGGUUGGUUGACAUUCUCCAAAUUUUCGAAAUUUGAUCAGGUUUGAAUUUGGAAAGGGUAACGCUCUUAUGAGAGCAGGUUUUGCUUUGUGACUCAGGUGACAUGGAUGGAAUUUGCAGGGAAAAUGGUAUGGAGGCAGUUAGGAGGGUAAUGGAAGGGAGUGGCAUGCAAUAGAUUUGGUUGACUAUGCUUUAUUUCAUUUGGCUUGAAGAAAGUUACUGAGUCCUGAAAUCAUGAUAUCUAUAUAGUUCACAACAUAAUUUCUUCACAGAAUGAUUAACUUAAUUUAAUUUGAUGAAGGAUUUAGGCCUCUUGCUUUAGUACAUACUUUAGGUUGUAGAGUCUUGAACUUACAUAACUCUUUAGAGAUCAAUCCUUUGGUCUUUAUCACUCCCCUUUAAAUUUUCUCUUCUUAUCAUCUUCUAGUUUUCUAGGUGGUCUACUGUUUACAAUCUAGUAGUUAGUUACUACCUUUCUUUCCAAUCCUUCUUAUCUCCUAGCUAUCUUUUGCUUCUCUCUUAAGCUCUCAUUUCUUAGGUGCCUUUUGUGAGGGCAAAGUUUGUCCCUUCACCAUCUUUUCUGUUUUUUUUACAAAGAAAAGUUGGAAGGGUUUGGUUAUAUAAUCUUUUGUAGAUGAAUGCUUUAGUUAUGUAGGUUAAAUCCUUGUCGCAACUCACACCACAUGUUACUUACUAGUACCAUCCUCUUUAGUCCAUAUUAUUUUCCAUUUCGCCUUUUGGUUAAUGCUUCUUUCUGCUGUCUUCACCUGGUUUAUCCUCCAUGGAGAGUGUUGGCCAUGCUACACCUAAAUUAAGGUAGGUGUAACUGCUCUGAUGCUAUUUUCUUCUACAGAUGUCAUCUUCUACACUGUUGGUUCGACUUCAAGAUUGUCUUUGUUUGUGAAGUCCUUAGUAGCUAUAAACUUUCUUGUGUUUCUUUCUUUGUGCUUUCUUAACUUGUGGAACUUGUUUGAUCUGCUGAGAUAAUUGUUUAACAACUGUGAUCUACAUUUCAUGUUUUAUAUCUUAAUUAAGAACUAAGUACUUGUAUUCUCUUCUCUGAUUAUAGCUAUAGAUUUGCUUUGAAAGCUAUGAACACCAUUUUGUGGUUUUAA
Messenger RNA from Cicer arietinum (chickpea), 2349 nucleotides. RefSeq lists its product as uncharacterized. Lineage: Eukaryota; Viridiplantae; Streptophyta; Magnoliopsida; Fabales; Fabaceae. The record is from RefSeq and is a predicted model, not a curated record.